Molecule: messenger RNA, 478 nt
Organism: Eufriesea mexicana
Lineage: Eukaryota; Metazoa; Arthropoda; Insecta; Hymenoptera; Apidae
Product: F-box only protein 21-like
Exons: 2
Coding region: 251-478 (75 amino acids)
Molecular function (GO): protein binding
Source: RefSeq, a predicted model, not a curated record
CAACUGGCUGGUUGACUAUUGCCAUUAUGUGGUAGUGUUUUAUCUAAAAGUAACAGUAUUAGUGCGGUUUUCCCCCCUGUUCGCGUCACUUUGUGAAUGUGUCAACUUCUGUAUUCUUGACAAAAGCUCUCGACGUGAGGCAGUGUAAUGACAGAUGCAUAUUGGAAAUACGUCCCACACAAUUUCAUGAUUGUGUCUUACGUGUAGGAAAUUCAAUUUAAUCUCACAUUAUAAAGAAAAAUUGUAAGAAAUGGCAAGUGACGCAAUAAUCUUACUACCUGCAGAAAUAAUUGUGUGCAUUUUGGAAGACAAAAGUCUCGACUUUUCUGAUGUAGCUAAUUUCAGUUUAACAUGCAGAAGUUUGUACAAAAUUGUCAACGAAAGUAAUAAACUUUGGAAGAUUAAAUUUUUUCAAAGAUGGCCACAUUUAAAAGAAGUAUAUCAUACAAGCAUGGAAUUAGAGGACCAAAUAAAGUAA